Linum tenue is the source of this 3422-nucleotide messenger RNA. The record is from the annotation of a GenBank genome assembly. Lineage: Eukaryota; Viridiplantae; Streptophyta; Magnoliopsida; Malpighiales; Linaceae.
UUCACGUUGAGAAUUGAAAAUCCUCGUAAAACCAGACACCAUACAUUGGCCGGUCUCCCUUCCGUUUCUCCUUCUUUCUCUUUUCCCCCAUUUUUCAUUGUUCUAGCUGGCAACGAGAGGAAAAGAGGAUUUUUUUUUUUAAAUUUUCCCAGGAAAAUUCAAGCACAAGCGAGGAACUUCUACCACCAAUUCAUUCAUUUCCCAGAUAAGUUAUCUUCUCAAAGAUCGCUCCUUUUCCCCCAUUUCCUUCUGGUUCACGCAAUCAUAUGCAGUAGAUUGUUUCCAUCUUUGAAUCCCCAUUAUAGAAGCGCAUUCAUUCAUUUCCUCUGUUUCUCCGAAUUGGGAUUUGUUCGUUUGAUUCGUACAAGCAAAACAAACAAAUCCUGGUUUGGAGAGGAAGGAACCCUUUAGAGAUUUGAGGGAGAAAGUUCAGAUUUUGGGAGUGGAGAAAUUUUUUGGGUGGGAUUAUAUUGGGUUCAUUUGUGUGUGGUGUUUUGUUCCGUACGAGGAACCUGGGUUUUCUUGAAUCCAUUCAUGAUAUGUUUCUGUAGUAGUAUUACUAAGCUCCGAAGUUCUGGAUACUAUAAAGUUCUACCUAUCCAUUUGUGUGGGAUUCUGGUCUCUAGCACUGUGGAUAACCUUAAUUGCAAUGAGAAAGCAACAGCAGCAGCAGCAGCAGCAGCAACAACAGAAUGGGAAAGCAAGAGUAAUCAGUACCCCUAAGUCCCCCACCGUAGAGAAAGAUGAAGGAGCCUUCAUUGCCCUCUCCCAAGCGUUGAAGGACGAAGGCAACAAGCUCUUCCAGAAGAGAAACCACGAUGGAGCUCUGCAGAAGUACGAGAAGGCCAUCAAGCUCCUUCCGAAGACCCACAUCGAUGUGUCAUACCUCAGGAGCAACAUGGCUGCCUGCUACAUGCAGAUGGGGUUGAGCCAGUACCCUAGGGCGAUACACGAGUGCAACCUGGCGCUGGAGGUCACCCCGAAGUAUGGCAAGGCAUUGCUCAAGAGGGCGAGGUGUUAUGAGGCAUUGAAUCGCCUCGACUUGGCCUUGAGAGAUGUCGGGACAGUGUUGAAGAUGGAGCCUGCAAAUGUGAUGGCGUUUGAGGUUUGGGAGAGGGUGAAGAAAUCACUGGAGGAGAGAGGGCUCAGGGUAAAUGAUACGUCGAUCGAGUUGCCUGCUGAUUAUGCUGAGCCGAGUGCAAAACCGCCUAAAGAGAGGACACCGAGGAAGAAGAAGAGCGGGAGAAGUGAUGAGAAGAAGUCUGAGGAUGAGAAUGAAGAAGCUUUGGUUGUGGUAGAUAAUAGACCUAAGAGGAGCAUGAAAUUGGUGAUGAGAGAGGAUAUAAGAAUGGCUGAAGUUCCUGUGAAUUGUAGCCUUCUGGAGCUGAAAGAAGUGGUGUGUGACCGGUUUCCUGGUUCAGGUCCAGUUCUCAUCAAGUACAAGGAUCAAGAGGGAGACUUGAUCACCAUAACUUCUGAUGAAGAGCUUCGGUUAGCUGAAGCAUGUUCAUCACCACAAGGCGGCUCAUUCAGGCUGUAUCUUGUUGAGAUCAAUCCUCAACAAGACCCGAUUGUGGAAAGACUCAAGCAUGGUCGAAUGAAGAGAGUUGACACCAAGACAUGGAACAUGGAGAGAGAUAGAGAGAUCAAGAAGGGAAUGCGCUACAUCGAUGAAUGGAUUGUAGAGUUUGCUAAGUUGUUUAAAGAUCAUGUGGCACUCGAUACCGACUCCUACUUGGGGAUCAAUGACCUCGGUAUGAAAGUCUAUUCGGAGGCUAUCGAGGAGACUGUGACUACUGAGGAAGCACAGGGGUUGUUCAACACAGCAGCUGAGAAUUUCCAGGAAAUGGCUGCUUUAGCAUUGUUCAACUGGGGGAAUGUUCACAUGUCGAGAGCUAGGAAGAAGAUAGAGUUUAAAGAUGAUGCCUCUCGGGAGGCAAUGCUUGAGAGAAUCAAUGUGGCAUUCGAAUGGACAAAGAAGGAGUACUUAGACGCAGGGGACAGGUAUGCGGCAGCGUUGAGGAUCAAACCAGACUUCUACGAAGGUCUUCUGGCUUUAGGACAGCAGCAAUUUGAGAGGGCAAGGCUCACUUGGUACUAUACCCUUAGCUGCAAAGUUGACUUGUCAAAUUGGUCUUAUGACGAAAUCAUAGAACUGUAUAAUAGUGCCGAGCGAAAUGUGGAUAGAGGGAUGGAGAUGUGGGAAGCUGCGCAAUCACAACGGAUUACCGAUCUUACAGAUAGAACUAAGAUCAAGCCUGUGCUACAGGGUACGGUUUUGGGUGAGCUGUUCAAAGACACGUCGCCAGAAGAUGCUGCUGUGCGGAUUAAGGAUCUUAGGUCACAGAUGAAUCUCCUACGUGGCACCAUUCUAUACGAGAGGUCCAUGAUGGAGUACAGAUUGGAGAUCCCGGUUUGGCAAGAGUGUUUGGAAGUUGCACUUGAGAAGUUCCAGCUGGCUGGAGCUUCGGCUACUGAUAUUGGCGUGAUGAUGAAGAAUCACAUUUCGAAUGAUAGUUCAAUGGAUGGAUUGGGGUUCAAGAGCGAUGAGAUAGUACAGGCGUGGAAUGAUAUGGAUGAAACUAAGAAGUGGCAGAGACGUGUGUACUCAUUCCGUUUAGAGCCGUUGCUAAGACGUAGAGUUUCGAAGAUCUACCAUGCCUUGGAGGUUUCAUGAUCAUCUUCUCAAAACUUCUGACAGGAUCUAAUAGUUACUUUUGUACUAAGGUAUUGCUCAUUCUCGCUCUCCCUCUUCAUCACGAUCUCUAUCCAGUGUCUAAAAACCAUUUCCUCCACAGGGUGUGUGUGAUGAGACCUUUGAACUUGGUUCUUUUACACGGGGAAGGGAAGAAAUGACAACAGUUACACAGGGUUUGGUUGUGUGCAGAUUUCAACUUCUUAGAAGGUAGACUCUAAUUCUUGUACAACCUCGCGGCAUGAGGAAAGGAAGCUGGCAGUCUGUUUUCAGUUUUAGAUCCCUCACUCUGCACAGCCUCGCAGUUUUCUCUUUUAGUCUAACCAGCAGCAGGAACAAUGAUGUUCAAUUCGUUAUUCAUUCGAGGCGGUCAUCCAGAUAAACGAUGUUUUGCAUAACCUAACGGCUAAUAAUUGCAGUCUUGCUCUUGUUUCGUAAGCUGUUUUUAAUAGUCUGAAAGUCAUCUAUGUUUGUAGAAUGCCAGUAUAUUGUUCUGUAUUUGAUUGUGACCUCCAUAGUUUCAUAGGCCUGAACUGGCAGCAUCUCUGUUUUCCCUGCCUUCUGGUUAAGAAGAAGCUGCAGAACCCUUUUGUCUGUGCAAGAAGGAAUUUCACCAUCUUUUGAAAGAGCUAUACAAGUAAUGUAAUUCCCACAUUUGAUGACAAAGCAAAGCCACUGCAGAAUAAAAUAAAGUUAGGAAAGGGCGAGAAGCUUCAUAGUUGAUUAA